Messenger RNA from Hipposideros armiger (great roundleaf bat), 3311 nucleotides. RefSeq names its product WW and C2 domain containing 1 (gene WWC1). Gene Ontology annotation, molecular function: kinase binding; molecular adaptor activity. The record is from RefSeq and is a predicted model, not a curated record. The transcript is spliced from 22 exons. Bases 16 to 2619 code for a protein of 867 amino acids. Gene Ontology annotation, cellular component: cytoplasm. Gene Ontology annotation, biological process: regulation of hippo signaling; cell migration; negative regulation of organ growth. Lineage: Eukaryota; Metazoa; Chordata; Mammalia; Chiroptera; Hipposideridae.
GAACGUUGGACCCGGAUGCCGCAGCCCUCACUCUCCAGGUACACCAAACCGCUCACCUUUGCCGACUGCAUCAGUGAUGAGCUGCCGCUAGGAUGGGAAGAGGCGUAUGACCCACAGGUCGGAGAUUACUUCAUAGACCACAACACCAAAACCACUCAGAUCGAGGACCCCCGAGUACAAUGGCGGCGGGAGCAGGAGCACAUGCUGAAGGAUUACCUGGUGGUGGCCCAGGAGGCCCUGAGCGCGCAAAAGGAGAUCUAUCAGGUGAAGCAGCAGCGCCUGGAGCUCGCACAGCAGGAGUAUCAGCAGCUGCAUGCCGUCUGGGAGCACAAGCUGGGCUCCCAGGUCAGCUUGGUCUCCGGUUCAUCAUCCAACUCUAAGUAUGACCCUGAGAUCCUGAAAGCCGAAAUUGCCACUGCAAAAUCCCGGGUCAACAAGCUGAAGAGAGAGAUGGUUCACCUCCAGCAGGAGCUGCAGUUCAAAGAGCGUGGCUUUCAGACCCUGAAGAAAAUCGAUAAGAAAAUGUCCGAUGCUCAAGGCAGCUACAAGCUGGAUGAAGCUCAGGCUGUUUUAAGAGAGACCAAAGCCAUCAAAAAGGCCAUCACCUGUGGAGAAAAGGAAAAGCAAGAUCUCAUUAAGAGCCUUGCCAUGCUGAAGGAUGGCUUUCGCACCGAUAGAGGGUCCCACUCUGACCUGUGGUCCAGCAGCAGCUCUCUGGAGAGUUCCGGUUUCCUGCUGCCGAAACAGUACCUGGACGUGAGCUCACAGACAGACAUCUCGGGAAGUUUCGGCAACAGCAGCAACAAUCAGUUGGCAGAGAAGGUUAGAUUGUGCCUUCGAUAUGAAGAGGCGAAGAGAAGGAUCGCCAACCUGAAGAUUCAGCUGGCCAAACUGGACAGUGAGGCCUGGCCUGGAGUGCUGGACUCGGAGAGGGACCGGCUGAUCCUCAUCAAUGAGAAAGAGGAGCUGCUAAAGGAGAUGCACUUUAUCAGCCCCCGGAAGUGGGCGCAGGGCGAGGUGGAGCAGCUGGAGGAACUGAGCCUUGGCAGCAGCACCCGGGAGAAGUACCAGCUGGAGGGACCUGGCGCGGAGGACAAGCAGUUGGGCCAAGCUGUGAAUACAGCCCAGGGGUGCGGCCUCAAAGUGGCCUGCGUCUCGGCUGCCGUGUCAGAUGAAUCCGUGGCUGGGGACAGUGGUGUGUAUGAGGCAUCUGUACAGAGACUGGGUGCUUCAGAGGCCGCUGCUUUCGACAGUGACGAAUCAGAAGCAGUGGGUGCAACCCGGGUCCAGAUUGCCCUGAAGUAUGAUGAGAAGAGUAAGCAAUUUGCAAUAUUAAUCAUCCAGCUGAGUAACCUUUCUGCUCUGUUGCUGCGACAAGACCAGAAAGUGAACAUCCGUGUGGCUGUCCUUCCCUGUUCCGAAAGCACCACCUGCCUGUUUCGGACCCGGCCCCUGGACGCCUCGGACACCGUCGUGUUCAACGAGGUGUUCUGGGUGUCCAUGUCCUAUCCAGCCCUUCACCAGAAGACCUUAAGAGUCGAUGUCUGCACUACCGACCAGAGCCUUAUGGAAGAUUGCCUGGGAGGCGCCCAGAUCAGCCUGGCCGAGGUCUGCCGGUCUGGGGAGAGGUCGACUCGCUGGUACAACCUCCUGAGCUACAAAUACUUGAAGAAACAGAGCAGGGAGUCCAAGCCAGGGGGAGCCUUGGCCCCCACCCCAGGGCCUGAAAGCACGGACGCCGUGUCUGCUCUGUUGGAACAGACAGCAGUGGAGCUGGAGAAGAGGCAGGAAGGAAGCAGCAGCCGGACCCUGGAAGACAGCUGGAGGUUUGAGGAGGAAACCAGCGAAAACGAGGCAGCAGCAGAGGAGGAGGAAGGAGAGGAGGACAUUUUCACCGAGAAGUCCUCUCCGGAAAUGGAUGAGUGCCCAGCGGUAAAGGUGGACAAAGAGACCAACACAGAAGCCCCGGCCCCAUCCCCCACAGUGGUGCGGCCCAAGGACCGGCGGGUGGGCACGCCGUCUCCAGGGCCAUUUCUUCGAGGAAGCACCAUCAUCCGCUCCAAGACCUUCUCCCCCGGACCCCAGAGCCAAUACGUGUGCCGGCUGAAUCGGAGUGAUAGUGACAGCUCCACACUGUCCAAGAAGCCACCUUUUGUUCGAAACUCCUUGGAGCGGCGCAGCGUCCGGAUGAAGCGGCCUUCCUCCUUCAGAUCCCUGCGCAACGAGCACCUGAUGCGCACCUCGCUGGACCUGGAGUUAGACCUGCAGGCCACGCGGACCUGGCACAGCCAGCUGACGCAGGAGAUCUCGGUGCUGAAGGAGCUCAAGGAGCAGCUCGAACAAGCCAAGAGCCACGGAGAGAAGGAGCUGCCGCCGUGUCUGCGGGAGGAUGAGCGCUUCCGCCUGCUGCUGCGGAUGCUGGAGAAGCGGGUGGACCGAGCAGAGCACAAGGGUGAGCUUCAGACAGACAAGAUGAUGAGGGCAGCCGCCAAGGAUGUGCACAGGCUCCGAGGCCAAAGCUGUAAGGAGCCCCCAGAAGUGCAGUCUUUCAGGGAGAAGAUGGCAUUUUUCACCCGGCCUCGGAUCAAUAUCCCAACCCUCUCUGCAGAUGACGUCUAAUCGCCAGAAAAGUAUUUUCUUUGUUCUCAUGACCACGCUGUGAACGUAGACUGUGGCUGAAGUUAUUUAUGUGGUGUUAUAUGAAGGUACCGAGUCACAAGUCCUCUAGCGCUCCUGUUGGUUUGAAGAUGAACAGAUUUUUUUAGUUUGGGUUCUAUUAUUAUUAAAAAACAAAAACAAAAAAACCAGCAUUAAAAUGACAAGAUUGUAUAGUUUGUAUAUUUAGGAAUGUAUUUUUGAGAAAGAAAAUUUAAAUGAAUUAAAGCAGUGUGAAGUCGCUGCUCUUCUUAAAAUAAAGUUGUUUAGAUUUUUCCUUUUUUUUUUUUUGUACAGCUCUACCUUCUAGAGGUUUCACUGCAAUAAGUAAGUAAUGUUUUGGGGACGGUAAUCCUCAAAGGACGUCCUCCAGAUAUCACAGCACAGCUGACCUUUCCUACUUAACAUAUUUUGUACACUAUUUUAAAAAUGCACAGGAACUGUUUGGGGGAUUCUGGGGUGCAUCCGUGAGUCUUCAUGAGCUGUGAUGUGUUUUUCUGUGGCCUCCUGUUGUGGAGUGGGCUGCGUGGAGCUGGCCACAGGCCUGCCCACACCGGUCUCAGAUGCCCAGUGAAGCCACUGAAGUGAGUGAGGGAGGGCUGCGGAGAAUUCCUUUCCGUUUUAUCUCCAUCAAUAAAGUGGCCUUUCUAAACGAA